AUGAGUCUCUCUCAGGCGACUAAGGACUGCGUCACGGCAGUCCGCAAAGCCGUCAAGAAGCACAUCUCUGGGGAUGUUGUGAGCGAGCAGAAGAUUGGCGCAGUCCUCCAGCUGCAGCUGCGGGUUACCGCCGCAUCCGAGGCGGAGGUCGCUCAAAUACUACUCUCCGCGAUGGUCAAGGCCGCCUGCGGGGCACAGAGGGGCUCUGCAAAGCUGCCCAAUGGAGAGGUCAUCGUGGACGGCACUGCCCCACUGACCCUGCACUCCUUUGCGGAGGCGGUACGCGUGAGUACAUUUCGUUUCCAGGAUCUGCCAGCCAACAACCCCGCCCUACGUCUGGUGGCCGAAGCCACGUACACACGGCACCUCCAACAUUCAUCCGAGCUUGCGGUGCAGUUCAUUCACAACUUUCCGCCAUGCCUUCUGGGCGAGGCGCUCUCGCGCUUCGACGUGAGCGUCGGCGGCUAUGUUGUGCUGUCACUCUCGGUGGACAACGACCGCAUCAUCCAGCUGCGCCUUUUCACCACCGCGAUCGACGCUGUGAUGGCGUGCAUGUGCAGCACCUCCUUCACAGGAGAGGUGCUGCCGCGAAAGUGGGCAAGCCGCGACACGCUGCAGCCGCCUCAGCUCCUUGAGAUGCUGGAGGAGGUGCAGAUGGCCAUUUCCGAGUACUGGAACGACAGCGCGCAGGACGACCACGCCCGCUCGGUCGCGGUGUUUCUGAUGAGGUCCGUCGGUACUGACAUUUGCGAGUACUUCAGCACCAAGGCAGCGGCCGCCGGCGGGCUGUUUCGCGGCGAAAAGAAGGUGCUCGAGGAGGCACACGUUUGCUGCGAUGACUGGCUGAACGCGUGCGCGAGACUGACCACGAUCGACUGGGGAGCGGUGUGGAGAGACCGAUACGAAGAUGCGGUCCUCGUGCGCAUUCGGGAUCGCCUGCGCACAGCCCUCGCGUUGCGUGGCAUUGUCGAAGAGAUUCGCGAGCUGCUUGGCGCCAACGACUUCCGUGCCCUGAAGACGGACGCACUCUGGGACGUUUUCGACGAUGUAGAUGUCAUGGAUCCCUCGAGCGGGGCUCAGAGUGAGUGGAGCGGUGCCCUGGCCGCCUACUACCGACGUCUCGAACCGAUCGAGCAACGAUGCGCCGGUGUUCUGCGUGACUUGUUUGCCACCCGUGCCGGGCUUGCACCGCAGGCUAUCUUGGACGAGUUCUCUGGCUACUGCCACCUCAUGAAGCGCCCUAUCAUCUCGAGGGAGCUGGUGACGGAGCGAGAUGCGCUGCUAGCCAAGCUGAACGAUCGACUGGACGCGAUUCGACUAGAGUACACGCGUCGUGCCGAGAGCACCGAGGACGAGCUCGUACUCGAGGAGGAGGACCGCCGCUGCCAGACGGGACGCUUUUUCCCUGGUGUGGUGAAUAACAUAAUCUGGCUCCGUCAGCUGCGUGGGCGUGUGGAGGAGAGCAUCGCAAUGUGCGGCUCCAUUCUCGUCGAUCUGCCCACGGCGAGCGCGUUCGUGGCGUCGGCGAAUCAGCUGCUUGGCGAGCUGCACGACUAUGAGCAGGAAUGCUACCGAAACUGGGUGGCGGAUGUGGAAGACAAGAGCGACGCGCUGACACUCGACGCAGACGCCCCGUUGAUGGAAAUUGACGCGACGGGGCGGGUGGAUGUCAACUACUCGGAGCGGCUGGUGCAGCUCCUGAAGGAGGUGCGAGUGCUCGGCGCCCUUGGCCUCCACAUUCCUCGCACCAUCGCUCGUCUGGCGCAGCAAGGGGCGCAGUUCCUGCCGAUGGGCGUCGCCCUGAAGCAAGUCGCUAACACGUACAACUCCAUGGCGGCGGACAUCAUCCCCUGCACGCGCGCCAUGCUACUAGAGCCCGCCGUCAGCUUCGAGAAGGUUAUCACGGCCAGCGGCGAAAAGAAGCUCACGUGGCGCAGCAAGAAAGAGGCUGCGCGGUUCAUUGAGCGGCUGCAGAGCGCUGCCCAGUCCCUGACGGAGUUCAACCGCCGUCUGCACAAGACGCACCACGAGAUUGAAGGGGUGGUGGUGGAGCUCCUCGACAUCAGCCUGCUCCGCUCCCGUGAUCGGUGGCUCAGCAAGGCGCGGCAGAUUCGAGAGAAGAUCGAGAACUCGGGCUUUCAAAACACGGAGUCGUGGCGGCAAUUUUGGGACAUGCAGCUCUACAAGGCGAUGGAGGCGCAGUAUCAGGUGGGUCUCGAGUCCCUCCACGAGGCUGUCGAAGAGAUCAAGGCCGACAUCGUCUACAACGCCGAAAGCGGACAGGCGGCUCUGCGCCCUCCCCUGGAGGUGCUCCGGCUGCAGUACUACCAGCGCAUCAGCGACUUUAUCACGUUUCCGCGCCGCUUCCAAGGAUGCGGCAAGGAGAGCGUCUUUCGCGAGAUGCCAUCGCGCAACGCGCACGGCGUCUACGUGGUGCUGCAGUCUGCAGGUCAGCUGUUCAAGCGCGUGAUGCACGAGCUCAAGCGCUUCUCGCCGUACCUCGUCAUUGGCCGCUGCGGCCUCGAGGGCAACCCGAGUCUCGAGGAGAUCGUCGGGAAGUCGCUCACGGAGGUGCAGCACUGGGAGCAGAGUGUGCGGUUGCUCAAGCAGAAGAGCAAGGACAUCAACGGCGAGGACCUGUUCAUCCGCUGCGGCUGCAUCACGCUGUGCACGGCGGCCAUCAAAGGCGCCGUCGAGGAUCACCUUGUCCGUCUCACGGACGCCCUCAAGGUGACACUUAAGCAGAGCGCCGAGCAGCACCUGAACUCCAUCAAUGACUACCUUGCAAAAGCGGCGAAGUGUCUAGACAGCAAGAUGACGAAGCUGGGCGAGAUCGGCCAGGCCAACCUGCUCUACGGCGAGCUCAUGGAGCAGCGCCCUGCCAUGGAGGUGGAGUUCUACCACUUCUACAACAAAAACGUACUGCUGCAGAACAUGACCGGUACAGCGGGGCUCGACUUCACCAAGACGAAGGAUCGCUGGACGACUUUCAUGAAGCGUCUCGACUCGCACGAAAAGGAGGUCGAGGAGCAGCUGAACCGCAUACAGGAGAGCGUGUCAAGCUCGGUCAAGGAGUGGGAGAGGGACUCGGUUCGCUUCACAACGCGCUGGCACGAGCUCAAGCCGAAGGACCUGACGGCGCACAAGCCGCUGGCGUUCGUGAUGAAGAAGAAGAAAGAGCUGCAAGCACUCAAGGAGCGCGGGGAGGAGUGCAAGAAGCAGUGUGAGUACUUUCACCUUGACGAGCCGGACCUGCAGCCGAUCCAGGACACGGAGGCCGACAUAGAGGACUACCUGAAAAUGUGGAGCAUGCUGGGCGACUUUCAGCAGCAGGUGCAGGAGCUGUGCAAGGAGGCAUGGAUCAGCUUCCGCGCCAAGGUGUACCGUUUCGAGGACUUUGUGAAACUGUGGCAGGGACAGCUGAAAGAGAUUCCGGCAAAUUCGGUCACGGUGCACAUCCGCACGAUACUGGACAACUGGUCGCUCUGCGUGCCCCUGCUCAAGUACGUCCGCGGAGAGGGCUUUACCUCUGCCCACUGGACAGAGUUAUUCCAGCUGCUCAAACUUCGUAGCGUCACGCAGGACACAGUGCAGUUUGGCCAGAUCCUUGACCGCUACGAAGUCAUCCUUAAGAACGAGGGCCCUAUCAAGAAACUGCACAGCCGCGCACAGGGCGAGGCACGAAUCCGCGAGGCGCUCGACGACGUGCGGGCCUGGGGCACGGAUGCCCGCUUUGCCCUCACGCCGCACCCGGACCGCGCCGGGGUUGUGCUGAUCACGGACUGGAAGGAUACGAUGUCGACGCUCAGCGACAACCGCGCGCUGCUGCUGAGCAUGAAAGAGUCACCGUACUUUGGCCUCUUCUCGAACGAUGCCACCAAGUGGGAGGAGCGCCUCUCGACCCUCGAUGAGUACCUCCGUCACAUGAAUCAAAUCCAGCGCAAGUGGGUGUACCUGGAGCCCAUUUUCCGCCGUGGUGCCCUGCCGCACGAGAAGCAACGCUUCCACCGCAUCGACUCGGCCUACCUGACCGUGAUGAAGGCGGUGGAGAACGACAACCGGCUGAUGGCUCUUGCCGAGCACACGGAAUUUAAGGCCACGCUGCACGACGUCUCGGAGCAGCUGGAGCGGUGUCAGAAAGCUCUCAACGAGUACCUGGAGUCGAAGCGUGACGGCUUUCCACGCUUCUACUUCAUCAGCGACGACGAUCUUCUCGAGAUCCUGGCGCAGAGCAAGAAUCCCAGCGUCAUUCAGUCGCACCUGAAGAAGCUUUUCAUGGGCAUUCACAGCGUCCAGUUCGACGCGCAGAGGGAGAACAUCCUGCACAUCCAGUCUCUGGAAGGGGAGGUGGUGACGCUGCUGAAGCCGGUGCGGGUCACGGAGGAGGUGGAGGCGUGGCUCUCCCAGCUGGAUGCAGGAGUGAAGGCAACGCUCAAGGCGCACGUGGCGCAAUGUGUGGCCAAGGCCGACAUCGGCACCUACGCCUCACAGGUGCUGUGCACGGCGGAGAUGAUCACCUUCACGCGCAAGGUCGAGACUGCGAUACGCGACCCUAUCGGCAGUGCCGGUGCGCUGCAGAAGCUGAAGAGUCAGCUGCAGACCCGGCUACGCGAGCUCACUGCGUACGCUGGCGGCAACAGCGAUGUGCUGGUCGGCAUCAAGCUGAAGGUGCUCAUCAUGGACCUCAUUCACAACAUCGAGGUGGUGCAGCUGCUCAUCGCGAACGACAUUGAUAAAGAGUCGCACUGGCUGUGGAAGAAGCAGCUCCGCUUCUACCUAGACAGCACUCAGCAGUGCGUGCUGCGCAUGGUGGACGCAGAAUUCCGGUACAGCUACGAAUAUCAGGGCAACGCCCCAAAGCUGGUGCACACGCCGCUGACGGACUGCUGCUACCUCACCCUUACACAGGGCAUGCGGCUGGGCUAUGGCGGCAACCCGUACGGCCCCGCGGGUACUGGCAAGACGGAGUCGGUAAAGGCGCUGGGUAACGCAAUGGGGCGCCAGGUGCUCGUCUUCAACUGUGAUGAAGGCAUCGACUUCAAGUCUAUGGGCCGCAUUUUCACGGGCCUCGUCAAGUGCGGCGCCUGGGGCUGCUUCGACGAGUUCAACCGCCUUAAGGUCGACCAACUUUCAGCGGUCUCGCAGAUGAUCCAGGUCAUCCAGGAAGCCCUCAAGAACGGUGACAAGGAGUGCCAGCUGCUUGGCAAGAGCAUCGACGUCGACCCCAACGCUGGCAUCUUCGUGACGCUGAAUCCGGCCGGCAAGGGCUACGGCGGCCGCAGCAAGCUGCCAGACAACCUGAAGCAGCUCUUCCGCUCUAUCUCGAUGAGUGCCCCGGAUAACGAGCUCAUUACAGAAACGAUCCUCUACAGUGAGGGGUUCGAGAACGCGACGCAGCUGGCGACCAAGAUCGUCGAAACCUUCACGUUGUGCAGCCAGCUCCUGUCCCACCAGCAGCACUACGACUGGGGACUGCGCGCCAUGAAAGCGGUUCUGCGCCUUGGCGGCACGCUCGUCCACGACUUCUUGAUGGAGCGGGUGGCAGGCAAGGUGCAGCUGUCUGCGGAGCAGAUUCUGCAGAAGGAGAGUGAGAUUCUGAUCAAGUCGCUUCGAGUCAACACGCUGUCCAAGCUCACCUUCGACGACGCCGUAAUCUUCAACACCCUCCUCAGCGACAUCUUUCCUGGCGUUCCGGUGCUGGAAAUCGACUAUCAGAAGUUGCGACCAGCCAUCGAGGAGUCCAUCAAGGAGCUCAGGCUGCAGGUGGUGGAGACACAAAUCCAGAAGAUUCUCCAACUGUACGAGGCACUGCAGCAGCGCAUGGGUGUCGUGCUCGUCGGGCCAAGCGGGAGCGGCAAGAGUACCCUCAUGAAAGUGCUGCGCCGUGCGCUGCAGCAGCUCGGCACGAAGGUGCCGCUCUACGUCGUGAACCCCAAGGCUUUACCGCGUGAACAGCUGCUCGGCCACAUGGACCCUGACACUCGCGAGUGGUUCGACGGCGUCCUCACGGACGCGGCGAGGAAGGUGGUGAAGGAGGAGGCGUCGGCGCGGUCGUGGAUCGUUUGCGACGGCGACAUCGAUCCGGCGUGGGUGGAGUCGCUGAACUCGGUGCUGGACGAUAACAAGCUGCUGACAAUGCCGAACGGCGUGCGAGUACAGUUUGGUGACAACGUGAACUUCCUCUUCGAGACGCACAGCCUCGAGUUCGCUUCGCCGGCCACGGUGUCGCGCAUGGGCAUCAUCUACCUCUCCGAGGAGGACGUGGACCCGAAGAUGACGGUUGCCUCGUGGCUGGCAGAGCAACCGAAGGAGUCGCAGCAGCAGCUGCAGCAGUGGAUCGACGCCUACUUCUACAAGGCGAUCGACUUGCUGCUAUCCUCGGGGGAUCUUGUCGUGGGGACGACGCGGACGGGACUGGUGAUGUCCGGGCUCGUGCAGUUGAGGAACUGCACGACGAAGAAGCAGUUUGUGCUGGCGCUGCUCUACGGGCUGGGCUCCUACUUGCCAGAUGAGACGCGGUGCGCGUACGCGAAAGAUAUUCUCCUCCUCGCCGAGGAGCGGGCCCCAGAUGCGAAGAACCCGCUGGAUUUCCGUUACGACGAGGAGCGGCAGGACUACGUCUCACUGGAGUUCGUGCCGGCGGCGGUCCUCGCCAUCGACGACCUAUACCGCCAUCCGAUGGUGUCGACGGUGGAAUGCCAACGCGCGCUGGAGGUAAUGCGGGCGUGGACGAAGCCGACGAGUCCGGGGGUGUACCGCCCCUUUAUCUUGGUCGGCCCGGAGGGGUGUGGCAAGACGAUGCUGCUAAAUAACCUGUUUCUGAGCACGACCAGCACGCGCGUCGCGAGCAUCAACUGCUCGGCCCAGACGGAGGCAAUACACGUCAUUCAAAAGCUGAGGCAGGCGUGCUCCAUCUUCAACUCGAACCAAGGCAAGGUGCUCCGGCCCAAGGAGGCGGAACGGCUUAUUCUUCUCCUGAAGGACCUCAACCUGCCGAAGCCGGACCGCUACGGCACCGUCCAGCUGCACUCCUUUCUCCAGCAGCUUAUCCUCUACAACGGUUUCUACGACGCGGAACUCGAGUGGGUCACGGUCGAGCGGGUGCAAAUUGUGGGAAGCAUAGGCCCGCCCGGCAGCAUGGGCCGCCACCCCGUCGCCCCGCGCUUCCUAGCGAUCACGUCCGUCUUGAGCAUCUCGUACCCUUCCAAGGAGACGCUGCAGCAGGUAUACUCGGAGUUCAUCAAGGUCAUGCUCCAAAGUGAACGGUUGAAGCUGAACAUGCCGAACAAGGGGGCGGCCGACUUGGCCCGCUGUGUUACCACCAUCUACGAGACCGUUGCCGCGCGCUGCACGGUGGACGCGGCGUCGCACUACGUCUUCAACCCACGAGACAUCACCCUAUGGGUGUUGAACUUGCUGAACUACGACACCCCCAACAUCGCUGACGUCCUUGCAUACGAGGCGCGGCGCAUCUUUGUCGACCGCCUGGUGACUCUCGAGGAGCGUACGCGCCUGGCCAAGGUCAUCCGCGACAACGUGACGCUACUUGUCGGCCACCGUGACGCGCUGUCAGAGAAGGAGAGCAUCUACUACGUGUCAUGGCUGGACGCCACGCGCGCCGGCAAGAAGCGGCUGGCGGGUACUACGCUCGAGGAGGUGAAAACGUCCGCGGAAGCGUUCGCCCUCAACUACUCUCGCGAGAACGCCGGCCUCAACGUGCAGCUUAUCCCGGAAGUGUGCGCGUGGAUCGCCCGCGUUGACCGUGUGCUGUCGCAGGAGCGUGGCAACCUAAUGCUGGUGGCGCGCGCCGGUGUGUGCGCGUCGCAGAUCGUGCGUCUCGUCGCCUACAGCAACCGAACAGAGGUUGUCACGCUCGCCAUCACGCGCGAGUACGGCGUCAAGCAAUUCACCGCGGAGCUGAAGAGCGUCAUGACGAAGGCGGGGGUGGAGGGGCAGAGCGUUGUGCUGCUGCUCGAGGACUUCAACUUCUUCCACCCCUACUUCCUUGAGACGGUCAACUCGCUGCUCUCAUCAGGCGAGGUCGUCGGGCUCUUCACCCAGGAGGAGCAGGACGCGUUGCUGAACCCCCUCAAGGACGAGGCAGCGGGGGAGGGCAUGAGCGCCUACAACUUCUUUGUCGAUCGCAUUGCCCGCUAUCUGCACAUUGUCGUUGUCAUGGACCCAACAAACCGCAACUACGAGCUGCAGUGCCGCGCCAACCCCGCCCUCUUCACUCGCUGCAACGUGUACUGGCUGGGAACGUGGGACAGCAGCAGUCUCAAGGUGAUACCGCGCAUCAUGAUCGCUGACGUCUACAAGGCGCUCGACCAACGCGAGGACAAGAAAGAGUUCAGCCUGACGACGGAGCUCGUGCACCUGCACCGCUCCUUCGGUGAAAAGUUCGCUCCACAGCACUUCAAGGUGCUGUGCGAGACCUUCGAUCAUGUGUUUCAGGAAAAGAGCCGCCAGGUCGCGGACGGGCUAGCUCGACUGAAGAGCGGCGUCACAAAGCUCGACGAGGCGCAGGAGAACGUCGACAAGAUCGCGACGGAUGUGACUGAGAAGAAGCAGCUGCUGGAGGUGAAGCAGCAAGAGGCCGACGACGCGCUGAAGGAGAUCCAGAAACGAAUGGAGGAAGCUGGCAACCAGAAGCGCAGCAUCCACAAGAUCCAGAAGGAGCUCGACAAAGAGCAGUCAGGGAUUCGGGAGCGCAAGGUCGUCAUCGAGGGCCGGCUGAGCGGCAUUCAGCCGGUGCUGGACGCCGCCCUCUCGGCUGUCAGCUCCAUCCGCUCCGACCACUUGUCGGAGCUGCGGUCCAUGGCCAAGCCGCCGGCAGCGGUGCAGUGUGUCAUGCAAGGUGUCGUGCUGCUGAUUGAGGCGGGAAAGGGUGCCGAAGCGGCUACGUGGCCUGCCAUACGCAAGGUCCUGGCUGGCGACAUCAAGGGUCAGAUUCUCGACUUCGACAUCGACAACGUCGGCGCCGCCGCCCGGGGGCAGGUGGAGAAAUUCAUCGCCUCGAACGCCGAGUACUUCAAGCGCGAGACCAUUGCCCGCGCUUCCAAGGCUGCGGCACCGAUGGCAGAGUGGCUCAAGGCGGUGGUGGAGUACAGCAAGGUGCUGGACACGGUGGCGCCGAUGCGGGACGAGCUGAAGGAGUACGAGGCGAACCUGCAGAAGGGCCAAGAGGAGAUGACCAAGUACGAGGGCAAGCUGAGAAAGGUGGAGAAGAAGGUGGAGGAGCUCAAGGCCAAGUUCGGCGAGAAGACGGUUGAGGCGGAGAGGCUCAAGGACAAGCUGGAGCAGGCCGAACAACUGCUCGAGAACGCCAAGGAGCUGCUAUCAAAGCUAGGGGACGAGCACACGCGCUGGACGGCGCAGAUGAAGACGAUCAAGCAGGACUCGUACUUCUUGCCGAAGCGCUGCCUCCUCGCCGCCGGCGUUAUCACGUACCUCGGCGAGGACCCAGAAGACACGCGCCGCGCCACCUUGGCGGAGUGGAAGGAACGGGUGAAGCUGCCCGACUUCAACUUCUUCACGUUUCUGCGCGAUGAGAGCGUUCAGCUGCACUUUAAGGCCGAGGGCCUGCCGGGCGACGAGCUUUCCAUGGACAAUGCCGUCAUGAUUCACGAGCAGGUGAACACACCGCUCAUCAAGGACCCCUCCGGCCAGGCAGUGGGGUGGCUGCAGGCGAACCUGAAGAAGCAGAAGGCGGUGGUGGAUGUCUGCAGCAUCUCCGAGGACCGCCUCGUUUCCGCGCUCGAGCUGGCGCUGCGGUUUGGGAAGAAGUUUAUCGUGUCGGAUGUGGACGGGGUGGAGCCGUUUCUGUAUCCUAUUCUCCGCAAGGAGUUCCACAACGAAGGCACAAAACGCGUUAUUCAGAUUGGUGACCGCCGCACCGUCGACUACGCGGAUGGCUUCCAGCUGUACCUCGUCACGCGGAGCACGGACCUGCAUGUGCCGCCGGACAUCAUCAGCUACCUCACACCCAUCAGCUUCACCAUCACGCAGAGUGGGCUGGAGGGGCAGUUCCUCGGCAUCACGAUCCAGCACGAGCAGCCGCAGCUAGAGAAGGAGAAGCUCGACAUGCUCGAGAAGGAGGAGGGCCUCAAGAUGCAGCUGGCGGAGCUGGAGGAGCGGCUGCUGAAGAACCUUGCCAACUCGGAAGGGUCGCUGCUAGAGGACACGACGCUGAUCGAGUCGCUGAAUCAGAUCAAGUCGCAAGCGAGUGACAUCACCACGGCGUUAGAGCAGUCGAAAGUGGUGCAAGAGGACCUCGACAGGAAGCGGAACGUCUACCGCCCCUUCGCCACCACCGCCAGCUCCGUCUUCUUUCUGACAAAGAGCUUGCAGGAGCUCUCGCACAUGUAUCAGUUCUCCUUCCAGCUCUUUCUCGACCUCUUCCUGCGGGCGCUGAAGCGGCACAAGGACCUGCGCACCGACCCGGAGACAAAGAUCGCGGCGCUGCAGGAGACGUUCAUCCAAAUCACUGUGUCCGCCAUCGCGCAGUCGCUCUUCAAGGAGCAUCGCGUCGUGUACGGCAUUCACCUGUGCCGCAACAUUCACCACGCCGCGUGUGCCGCGGCCGAGUGGGACUUCUUCAUAGACAAGGCGAUUGUGCUGGAGGAGAAGCGGAAAGAGGUGCGUGUGCCGACCUUUGUGCUGCCGGACAGCGUGCAGACUUUCCGCACCUUUGCGGCGCUGUUCCCCGACCUGGUCUCGAAGGCGCGCUUUCAGGAGGCAGACGUGUGGCUGCAAUGGAUGCGUGCCGCCACCCCGGAGUCGGACUACCCCGGCUUUCUCAAGUCGCUCACGCACUUUCAGCGGCUACUGCUCAUGAAGACGCUUCGCGGCGACCGCCUCAUUGCCGCCAUGAACGCGGUGGCGUGUACGCUGCUGAAGGUGGACUCCAUCGGCGAGAAUGGCACCCUUGUCUCCGCCGUCGAGCAGUCCGACGCGAACCGCCCUGUCCUGGUGAUCACCUCCGCUGGUGCAGACCCCUCACAGGAGUUGCAGGCCAUCGCCCAUGAAACGAUGGGUCGAACGCGGUUUCACCAGCUCGCCAUGGGCAGCGGACAGACAGACGAGGCAAUGCGGCUGCUGCGCGAGUCUGCCGUGAAGGGGGAUUGGCUCUUCUUAAAGAACCUGCACCUCGUCAUUCCGUGGGUGUCGCAGCUGCAGAAGGAGCUGAUGGUGCUCAAGCCAGACGCAUCGUUCCGGCUCUUCCUCACAAGCGAGGCGCACGACGAGUUCCCGUCGAUCCUGCUGGGCCAGUCUCUGAAGAUCACCUUCGAGCCACCGCCAGGGAUCAAGCAAAACCUGCUGCGCACCUACAGCAGCUGGGACGCCGCCUUUGUGAACGAGAAGGACGAAAAACAGCGUCAGCUCCUCUUCGCGGCGGCGGCGCUGCAGGCGAUUGUGCAGGAGCGUCGCUCCUACGUACCGCAGGGCUGGACGAAGGACUACGAAGUCACAGCGGCAGACCUCAAGGCGUCCGUCGACAUUGUACUCCAUCAGUCGGCGCGCGGCGACGCUGACUGGUACGCCAUCCGCGGCAUCCUCAACGAUGCCAUCUAUGGCGGCAAGAUGGAGACGGCCUUCGACAAGCGCAUCAUGGCAACCUACGUUGACAAGAUGUUCCGCGUCAACUGCAUGGCCGGCACGAAGCAGCAGGAACCGCUGUUCCACCACACGCGCAUUCCAAGCGGCGACUAUGACGAGUUCAUGAAAGUCAUCAAGAAACUGCCGGACAGCGAUAUCCCCGUACUGUUCUCGCUGCCGCCCAACGCCGACCGGGUGGUGCAACUGUCGCGAGUGCGUGCGCUCACCGGCGACCUGCAGCGAAUCAGCGAGUCCUACAGUGAGGCGGCGUUGGAUCGCGAAGCUUGGGCCGCGCGACUGACGCCAGUCCUCGACACCUGGGCCGCACUGACGGCCCGGCACGCCGACAUACUCGUGCCUCUGCCGCUCGCCCCGCCCAGCCCGUCGUCCCGUUCGACGGCCGCUGCUGCGCGAACGCCGCUGGAGCGCUUUCUCGAAGCCGAGCAUUUGACGGCGCUGCGGUUGGUGACUCAGGUCAACGUGGCGGUGAGCGAUCUUUGCAAGGUGAUCGACGGUGGCGCCCUGCUCACGGAGAACCGUCGCACGGAGGCUGCCGCGAUGAUCCUCGGUGACGUCCCGGCCAACUGGGAAGGUCACUUCCCCAGCGCGGCUCGCAUUUCCACCUGGAUGCAGGCGUUGGUCAGCAAGGCCGUCACCAUCGGCGAGUGGCAGAAGAUGAUGGCGAACGGCACCUUCACAAGUGCCACACUCGACCUCUCCAAAUUCAUGCGUGCAAAGACUUUCCUGAACGCGCUGCGGCAGGAGACGGCGCACGCCAUCCAGCAGCCGCUAGUGUCGCUGGUGCUGGUGGCGACCACGUCUACGCCCCCAGCCGGCGCGCCAUUAGUGACGGCCCUCGAGGGGCUCAUGCUGCAGGGUGCUGUGCUGGACGACGCAGAUCUAUUAGAGUCCAUCUCCACCGCUGAUGAGCCGGCGUUUUUUCCCAUCAAGAAGGUCUUUGCUGCGUGGAUGGAAUCGCCACCGAUCCUCAAGGCCUCGGUGCGAGUGCCUGUCUACGCGAACACCACAAAGGAGGACUACGUCUGCGACUUUGUGCUCCCGUGUGCAGACGAAGUAGCCGCGCAGAACUUUGUGCUCUCUGGAGUGUCCAUCGUGCUGGAGCAGUAG
Molecule: messenger RNA, 12726 nt
Organism: Leishmania major strain Friedlin
Lineage: Eukaryota; Euglenozoa; Kinetoplastea; Trypanosomatida; Trypanosomatidae
Product: putative dynein heavy chain
Exons: 1
Coding region: 1-12726 (4241 amino acids)
Biological process (GO): microtubule-based movement
Cellular component (GO): dynein complex
Molecular function (GO): ATP binding; minus-end-directed microtubule motor activity; dynein light intermediate chain binding
Source: RefSeq, a predicted model, not a curated record